CUUAACCAUCAUCAAAGAGGAAAUAAACGUUCACAGCAGGAGACCAACGAAAAAAGUAUGGCUCUACUACUGACAUCGAUGACUAUUUUCAUGCUCCAGGUUGGAGUUUCUCUUGCAGGUUUCAAAUUCAAAUUUGACAUGAAAUACAAAAGAGUUGGAGAGGACGUCCUUUUAAACUUUGAUGUUGGUGAAUCCUCUAACCAAUGCUCCAAUACUUGGUCAUUCAAAGGACCCUCCGAUGCUUACAAAACAAAACAAAUUACCAUUGAAGAAAAUGCUGACCAGGGUUCAGUUGGAGCUUCCAGGCUGAGUUUGAGCAGUAACUGCUCUCUGCUCAUCAGAAACCUUACUGCUGAGGAUGGUGGUGUUUAUGGCUGUAAUAAAGAUACGUCUGUGAUUCUUGGUAUUUUGAGCAUUACUUCAUCUCCACCAGAUGUUAAUGGAUGGGUCGACUUGACAUGCUCUAUGAAGAAUAUGUAUUACCCUGGUCAAUGCGGUCCAUCCACCAUCCUCUGGGUGGAUGAGACAGGAACUCCACUGUCUGAUAAAACUCCUGAGUUUGAAGUUAAACAAACAUAUAACUGUGAUCUUGUUCUGACUGUGAAACAUCAGAGUGGAAACAACAAAAGAUUCACCUGCCAGUUUGUUGUCAACAGUGAAGUGAAGACAGAAGCUGUCUACGUUCUUACAGAAUGAAGCACAGAGGACGGUGAUGAAGACGCCCUGUGAAGAAGAGAGGCAGAAAAUCCUCAAUUGUUCUAUUUUUUAACACUUUUGGUGUAUUCAUGCAGAUUCAUGAACUUUCUUGACUAACUUUUUUUAUGAAAUUAAACUAUUACUCAAAGUAUUUAUUAAUCAGGCAGUUAGUGAUCAGCUUAUUGUUAUCAUUCAUUUCGCGUAUUAAACAUGCUAAAUCUUUACGCUCAUUGCAAUCAAUUGUUAACAUUUUGUGUUUUAGACAUUGACCCUCAGUUGAGGAAUGUGAGUUAGCAGGUGAAGCAGCAUGGCUGGUGUGUGAAUAAAACGUAGAUAAGAAGCAGUGAUAAAAACACUUGGAGUUGCAGUAGUUUAUAACUACUUUCUACAGCUGCAG
Oryzias latipes (Japanese medaka) is the source of this 1093-nucleotide messenger RNA. Lineage: Eukaryota; Metazoa; Chordata; Actinopteri; Beloniformes; Adrianichthyidae. The record is from RefSeq and is a predicted model, not a curated record.